Scylla paramamosain (green mud crab) is the source of this 772-nucleotide messenger RNA. RefSeq lists its product as uncharacterized. The record is from RefSeq and is a predicted model, not a curated record. Bases 154 to 555 code for a protein of 133 amino acids. Lineage: Eukaryota; Metazoa; Arthropoda; Malacostraca; Decapoda; Portunidae. Gene Ontology annotation, cellular component: nucleus; cytoplasm. The transcript has 3 exons. Gene Ontology annotation, biological process: proteasome assembly.
AAAAAAUACACCAAUACAAGUAAUUUGGAGCUUAUAAACCCUGUAUUAGUGACCCCCGAUACAAGAAGGAAAGCCAGGGCGGCCAGACUGACGAGGCAGAAUAGAGGAAGACUCAAGAGAAGUUGGCCGGUAAAUCACUCCUAUCUCCUGACAAUGACUCUGCCACUGAACAAGCCCUUUGAGGUGUCUGGCCAUCAAGAAAAGGACUAUGGGUCAGAGAUGGGCAUGAUGCGCCGUGCCCCCACAGCCACCUCGUCACACCCCCUGGAGGAGUCUGAGAGGACCUACCGCCAGCGUCAGGAGCAGCACAGGCUAGACUCUGCCACCCGGGCCUUUGGGAUUGGCUUUGCCCUCCAUUUUAAGCAUGAGAGAGCAGCUGCUGGAUGUCACCAGAUUGGACACUUAGGGUUCAUGCCACGAUCCAAUGCCCACCUGCAGGCCCUCACUGGCAGGGACCUGGAGCUGGACUUCACAGACACACUGGGGGUACAGCCAGAGGUCACCUACAACCCACACCUCUACAUGGAGCAAGAGCAGAGAAAGCGCAUGUUUUGAGGCUAAGAUAGGGUUGUAGCAUUAUGUUCACAGUUUAGUAUGGAGUGUUGUGGUGAUAUUUAAUUUAGGCUGAUUGUUCCCAUUUGUUUUAUCAUCAGGUGAAUGCUUCAGAGUCAUGUUUCACAAAUACCUAGUGAAGUUUUGUAACUGUUUACUAACAGAAUUUAAACAAGGUAAAUAAAUGUAUACCCCAAAAAAUAUACUUCUCAGUAUAAAA